CGCGCUCUGAGCGCCCUUACUUUCGAAUCGGGUGGCGGGAGCUGUGGGUUAGUGCUGGCUCUGGUCGCGCACUCGUUAUGGCGCGGCAGCUGUCCCGGGAGCAGGGCGUCACCCUGCGAGAGAGUGCGGAGAUCGUGGCCGAGUUCUUCUCGUUUGGCAUCAACAGCAUUCUCUACCAGCGUGGCAUCUACCCCUCGGAAACCUUCACUCGAGUGCAGAAGUACGGGCUCACCCUGCUGGUGACCACCGACCCGGAGCUCAUCAAGUACCUCAGCAGUGUGGUGGAGCAGCUCAAAGGAGCUUACAUCUCCGCUCUCGGCAGCUUCCCAGUGCAGAACACCUCGCUUCUGUAGUCCUGUGCCAGACAGCACAGCCCCCAAGCUUUCUCCCCGCCUAAUCCCAGGCUCCUUACUGACUCUUUCAAGGCUGCCUCUGUCUCGGGAGGCAAGGAUGUGAAGAGUGCAGUGAGGGGCUGGGGUGAUGCAGACAGUGCAGAGAGGAGCUCCUCCCAGCAGUCCAUGUUGCCUGCAGCGUUUGGGGCAAUUCUGGCUUUGAGAACCACGUGAACGGCCAGCACACUUGAAGAAGGAACUCAUUAAUUAAAAUCAACCAGAAUAAAGAGAAAUUCAAAAUAGAGCACAAAUAGCUACCAAUCACCCCCAGCUUAUUAAACAUGGAGUAGAUAACCAUACUGAAGGUGGCAAGGAAGCAAGAUCUUACCUAAGUGACUUCGGAAAAGAGUAUUUUUUUCUAUGUAUCCUAAAGCUAGAGACAAAAACCCAUCUCUAUAUAUUGUUCCACAGUUAGUAAAUCUGUUUUCAUAGGGUUAGAGUUCAGGAAUUCUGGAGGUACGUAAUAUGUUUUGUAGGAUUAAGCAAAAUAUCAUAGAUAAUGCUGGCCAGGUGUCACUCUGAGAGGAACUGAAGGGGUGGGCCAGGAGAAAGCCCCUGUGAUGAUAGCAACUGGAGUGUGAGUCCUGGUUCU
Messenger RNA from Sciurus carolinensis (gray squirrel), 984 nucleotides. RefSeq names its product mitotic spindle assembly checkpoint protein MAD2A-like. The coding region runs from base 78 to 353 and encodes 91 amino acids. Gene Ontology annotation, cellular component: nucleoplasm; kinetochore; cytoplasm. Gene Ontology annotation, biological process: mitotic spindle assembly checkpoint signaling. The record is from RefSeq and is a predicted model, not a curated record. The transcript is spliced from 3 exons. NCBI's taxonomy places the organism in Eukaryota, Metazoa, Chordata, Mammalia, Rodentia, Sciuridae.